Messenger RNA from Anguilla rostrata (American eel), 3003 nucleotides. RefSeq names its product lymphatic vessel endothelial hyaluronic receptor 1b (gene lyve1b). NCBI's taxonomy places the organism in Eukaryota, Metazoa, Chordata, Actinopteri, Anguilliformes, Anguillidae. The transcript is spliced from 9 exons. The coding region runs from base 446 to 1624 and encodes 392 amino acids. Gene Ontology annotation, biological process: cell adhesion. Gene Ontology annotation, cellular component: plasma membrane. The record is from RefSeq and is a predicted model, not a curated record. Gene Ontology annotation, molecular function: transmembrane signaling receptor activity; hyaluronic acid binding.
CAUUUUUGCGGCCUUCACUGGUGGAAAUGAAAUAAUAACUGCAGCCUGGAGACGAGGAUAUGUCAGACAGAGGGAGGCCGGAACCUGAAGGAGGAAAGAACUGGAGGAAUUCAAAGGCUCUCUUAAGUGGAAAGACUCGGGCUGACCAGGAAGGGAAGGUGCCGGCUCCAGUCGAGCCUGUUGCAAGGAUAUUGGAGCCCAGAUCAAGGCCAUGCGUGGGGAGGCUGUCUGCACGGCCCGGCACGGAUGCCCAUGUUCUUCCUGUUUCCUGUAUCCAAGAAUAAUGGCCUUUUUCGACACGUCUAGUGGUCAUUAUCAGUUGGAUUGGUUACCCUCCACAAGCUCAGCACCCUCACCAGGACAUCUCCUCAGUAUACAUCCUCUCGAGUGACAAGUCACAGCACAGAGCAUUUUUACAGCAGCUGAUCUCAGAUACCUGACAGCCAUGGUGUGGAUUUUCUUGCUCUUGUGCCACCUCAGUUUGGCCAUCUCCACACUGGCGAUUAACCCCAGUCAAAUCAAAGUUUUCCCAGAAACUGGUCGAGGUUCAGGCGUCUUUCUGGCAUCACUCCAACCUGUGCAAAAUAGAAGUCCUCCUUAUGCCUUUAACGCGUCUCAAGCCAGAGAGGUGUGUCUGAUGCUCAAUGCCAUUAUAGCUUCAAGAGCUCAGGUGGAAGAAGCCCACAGAAAUGGCCUGGAGACGUGCAGGUUUGGAUGGGUUGAUGAGCAAAUUGCGGUUAUCCCGCGAAUCACUCCCAGCAAGCUGUGUGGCCAAAAUCAAGUGGGGGUCAUCGUAUGGCGAUCAGUUCCCACUCGAUCUUUUGAUGCGUUUUGUUUCAACUCAUCAGAUAUAAAGACAGAAGUACCUGUUAGCACAACAAAGAUCCCCACAACCGCUAAACCUACGUCCUCAGCAUCUUCAUCACCUACGCCUGCUCCUACUUAUCCUCCAUCUUCCCCCCUCCCCCAAACCACCCAAUCAGCUCCAUCUUCCCCCCUCCCCCAAACCACCCAAUCAGCUCCAUCUUCCCCCCUCCCCCAAACCACCCAAUCAGCUCCAUCUUCCUCCCUCCCCCAAACCACCCAAUCAGCUCUAUCUUCCCCUCCAACCUUGACUUUCUCUUCCACUCUGUCUCCUCCUCUCUCCACUCCUAGCUCUCCUACUCCUGCUUCAUCAACCUAUCUUUCUUCUUCCACCUCUUACCUUCUCCCUCUGAGCACUUCACCUGUUAGCCCCGUUUCUGUUCCACCAUCCCCCGCCAACACUGAGCCCCUGCGGCCGGAGCCCAAGGAUAUAAGCAGCUCAGGGUCACCACUGGGGGAUACAGUCACCUCCCACCACUCUGGUGUUACCGUAGUGGUACCAACUGUACUCAUUGCCAUUCUGUUUCUGUUGGCCACAGUCAUGGCACUCUGGUAUUACAAAAUCAGGAACAAAAGCAGAAUGCUCCCGUUCUGGAGAAGAGGCCGACAGAAAGACGAGUUUGAGACGGAGGUGUGGGAGAACCUCUGUCACGAGGAGGUGAAAGAGCCGCACACACAGAUGGAGCUGGGUGGCUUCAGGAACGACUGCAAAGAAAGUAGCCCGGAGGAGGACUCUCAGACUCACUUUGACUCACCCUAAGGCUGGCUUUCCACAGGACACAAAGUGAACACGCAGCGAAGGCGAAUUUAGGUGGCAUCUGCUUACACUUCCAUGUGAGCUAAUGCUGCGUUCUCCACCAGCAGCAGAACUGCACAGAGGGAGGCAUCCCAGCAGCAGAACAAAUGAUGCAGAGCAGGACACAAGUUUUCAUGCACACUUUAGGCAGAAAAGCCCCAGAGUGCAUUUAUAGAGCACGUGGUGUAUUCAUUGUGCUUUUGUUCAGUUCUACUUGUUUCAGACUCAUCUAUUGAAUGUGUUUUAAGCAGGGAUUCUCAUGUGAUAAAAAAAAUACAAGUCAUUUUCCAUAUUCCAAGCUCCCUUCUCCACCUGAAGUAAAUAAAUUGAUUAAAAGGAGGAUACGUAUAUGCAGAGAUCACACUUUGUUUAUUUUUGAUGCCAAACCAAAAAUGAUUUUAUCUAAAUGAAUGAAUAUCUAAAUUAUUUAAUAAUGAUUUGAUCCAAGAUUUCUUAAACUGUCUGUUUUAUCAUCCAGAGAUAGUCUGGCCUUGAGUGAUUGACUGCAGUGAUUAAAUGAAGGGCAUUGCAGAAGUACUCCCCUCUUCUCUGCUGCUGAUGAUCUGGCUCUCGCAAACUUGCCAUUAAAAAUCAUCCCCAGAUUUAAUUGGCUAAAUAAAUGUUCUCUCCCUCUCCACCUUCGCAAAUGUGUGGUGAGCGUUCUGGCGCAAAAUGGCUGCCGUGCAUCACCCAGGUGGGUGCUACACAUUGGUGGUGGGUGAGGUGAAGUGCUAUAUAAAUGUAAUUAUUAUUAUUAAUAAUAAUAAUAAUAAUAAUAAUAAUAAUAAUAAUAAUAAUAAUAAUAAUUCUCUCGGAAAUCAAGCAAGACUUGUGAUAGAACUUCACCAACGUGGGAUUCCACUUAAGAGCAAUUCAAGUUAGCAUCUGUGCAUCAUUUGGGAAGAAUCGUGAAAAUGUAUGACUUGCAUAGCAAUACAAACAUGCAUUCUUUUACAGGGUGUAUAGCAGGGUGAAACUAAUAAAUAAAAAUCUUUUUGAGGAAUGGUAUGAUGAAUAAAGUGUUUCUGUGAAAAAUGGCUAAAUAUGUAAGAAUUAUGUCAAAGGCCUUUGUCAAAAAAUUCAAAAUACCGUUUUUAUGAUGUGCUUUGAUGGGAAUUACCUGUGUAUUGCAACAAUAUUGAAAUGAAUGAAAAAAAUGAGUUUAAAGAAUUUUAUGAUGAAGAAUGUUAUUCUGAGGAAAAUGGCUAAAUACAGAAGGCUAUAGCCUUAUGUCAAAAACUGUCAGAAAUGUCAAAAAAUGUAAAAUACCAUUUAUAUAUGGUUUAAUGGGAAAUUACCUGUGUAUUGCAACAAGGUAGAAAUAAAUUAAUUAAAUUGCAUUU